AGACUUUAUGGGAUUAUUAUUAAUAAUAGGCUAUGUGUCGUGUUUUUAAUAUAUAACCUGAUGUUUGUGUCUCUGGUUGUGCCUCGUUGGGUGUUUUGGUUUCUUUUGCAGGCAGGCUGCAUGGAGGCUUUAACACACGCUAUCAUGCUGAACCGUUAUGAUCAUGCCGCAUAAUAUCAAUGUGACGCGAUGAGAAGCAGCUUUUAAACUCAUAUCGAUCAGCUAUGAGCAUGUGGUUUCAUAAUCGCAUAAUCGUGUGUAGCCUAUGUCUGUCUGUGUGUUUAUGAAUGUGUGUGUUUUGGCUGUUGGAUUUGUAUUUUGUUAUGUAUUAUGCUGUAAUGUAGCCUACUAUUGUUUUUUUCUUGUUGUUGUCUCCUUGCUAUACCAACGAAUAUGUGAUGACUUCAUUUUUCAGGCGAAAAUGUCGAAUAUCUUCUGUUUCAGCUCCUCAGAUGUGAUGAUAAUUGGCUGCUUUUCGUAGUCAUAUUGUAAGCUGAGGCGUUUGGACUACAUUUCCCCCUAUUUUCUGAUAUUUUUAUAGUCCAACAGUUAAUUAAUUAAGAUCAAGAAAUCAAGAAAACAAAUAGCAGAUUAAGUGGUUCACGUGUGUGUGUGUGUGUGUGUGUGUGUGUGUGUGUGUGUGUGUGUGUGUGUGUGUGUGUGUGUGUGUGUGUGUGUGUGUGUGAACAUGCAAGAGGCUGCUUUGCUCCCUGCGUCUUUUAAUGUCGGAUCUUAAGGGUCUCUGCUGCUGUUUGGCAUAAAUAUGAAUAAGGCAUCAAUGUUUUAACAGUCAGGUCUGCUCUGGAGCUCGACAAACACUCACAUGAAACACUGUUCUCUCCUCAGGAUGGAGGCCCUGUUAAAUGAGUGGCUUUGGCGGGAGGAGUACUGGCUUCCUCCUGGCGUCCGCUGGCAGGACAUUGAGAUGAAGGAAGACGAGGGUCGCUUCCCUCUACCCAGGGAUCUCAUCUACACCUUGCCACUGGCCUUCGCCUUUAUAGCCCUCAGAAUUGUCUUUGAGAGGCUCAUCGCCGUCCCAUUAAGCAAACAUUUUGAUGUGAAGGACCGGAUUAGGAUUCAAGCCGCUUCCAUCCCAAAGCUGGAGACCUUCUACAAACAGAACAGUGCGCAACCAUCGCAAAGUGAGGUGGUGAGCUUGGGUAAGCAAUGUGGACUUUCCCAGAGAAAGAUCCAGACCUGGUUCAGACACAGAAGGCACCAGGACCGACCCAGCAACACCAAAAAGUUCUGCGAGGCCUUCUGGCGUUUUGUCUUCUACCUCGUAUCGUUCACUGCAGGGCUCGGCUCUUUAAUUAAUACUCCGUGGUUCUGGGAUCACAGAGAGUGUUGGAGGGGUUAUCCCAAGCAGCCCGUGGCCGAGGCUCAUUACUGGUAUUACAUGUUGGAAAUGGGCUUCUAUUUGUCGCUGCUUCUGUGCGUCUCUGUGGACAUCAAGCGAAAAGACUUCAAGGAGCAGGUCGUUCAUCACAUCACCACCAUAUUCCUCAUCGGUUUCUCCUACUGUGCCAACUAUGUGAGGGUUGGCACUCUGGUGAUGCUGGUGCACGAUUCUUCUGACUUCCUUCUCGAGUCUGCCAAGAUGCUUCACUAUGCUGGCUGGACGAAGACGUGCGACUCGCUGUUUGUCAUCUUCUCUCUGGUCUUCCUGGUGACGAGGCUGGUGGUGUUUCCUUGCAGAGUGGUCCACACAACCUUGGUGGUGUCUGUAGAAUUCUUCCAGCCCUUCUUUGGUUAUUAUUUCUUCAACGCCCUUCUGUUAGUGCUGCAAGCAUUGCACAUCUUCUGGGCUAAUCUCAUCCUGCGCAUGGUCUACAAAUUUGUGUUCCUGGGCAAGGUAGAGCGUGAUGAACGUAGCGAUGAGGAAAGUGAGGUGGAUGAUGAAGAGGAGGAGCCUGAGGAAGAAGGGGACGAGUGCAGCUGGGAGCAAAGAAAGGGUGCAAUCAACUCCAAACUGGCAUCGCUGGCUAACAACUGUGUCCUGAACAACCUGACCAACCAGAGGAAUAUAAACAGCAGACUGCCCAAAGCCAGAUAGUGGAGCAACCUCCUUACAUGUCGACCGAGCCUUUUCAGAAGAUUGUAUUAUUUACCCUUUCCGCCUAUUGGUGAUAAACUCAUUUCUGACAUAUGAUACAUCCACAUGGCUUGUGUACAUCCCACGGAGUCCACUGAUGAUUUCAGACAAGAGUUGGUCUGCAUCCUGCCUAUCUUCAAAAAAAGAAGGUGAAGAAGCACAGAU
This is a messenger RNA of Sander lucioperca (pikeperch), 2260 nucleotides long. RefSeq names its product ceramide synthase 2-like. Gene Ontology annotation, molecular function: sphingosine N-acyltransferase activity; DNA binding. Gene Ontology annotation, cellular component: membrane. The record is from RefSeq and is a predicted model, not a curated record. The transcript has 10 exons. Gene Ontology annotation, biological process: ceramide biosynthetic process. NCBI's taxonomy places the organism in Eukaryota, Metazoa, Chordata, Actinopteri, Perciformes, Percidae. Bases 824 to 2056 code for a protein of 410 amino acids.